CCUGUCGCUAUCAUCAACUGGUUUUUACCAUUUUACUCGUCGGAUUCCGAGUUAUCGGCUGAUCUUGAGACUGAACUGGCAAAGAAUAAACCAGAAGCCAAAACAGGUCAGUCUGUGAAAUACUUUUGAGUGCAAAAGAUGUAUAUGUGGACUGUUUGCUUAGUGUUAGCUUUUUGUGCGUGUUUCAGCCAUGGACAGGAUGGUUUUGAGGUGCCUGACGCCACUGUGGAAGCGUUCACACCCAGAGGAUUGCGAGUAUCCAUUCCAGACCAGGAUGGAAUCAAACUGUUUGCUCUUCAUGCCAAAAUCAACGAGGAGAUGAACGGCCGUGAAGCCGGAACAUUUUCACGCGACAUCACCAAAGCCAAAGACGGACGAUGGACUUUUUAUGACUCUCAGGCAAAAUUAGCCGUUGGAGACACGCUGUAUUUCUGGACGUUUGUGGAUUAUUUCGAUGGCGAAAGAAAGCUGGGCUUUGUUAGGGACGACCAGUUUUUCACCAUAACAGAGCUUCUGCCCAAGCCAGGUGCAAAACCCCCACCGGCACCAGUCCCUACAGUAACGCCCGUCACCAAAUCGCCCUCAAUCGACACAGGCUCGAAUGGGGGUUGCAAAGUUUCCACAACGACUGUAAAGGGCAAGAACAGCUGCAGAGGGCAACUGAUCUUCGACAGCAGUUUCGACCAGUUUGCGAAAAACAAGGCGAAUCUCUGGACGAUUCAAAGGAAAUUCGCUACUGGGCCUGAUUAUGAGUUUGUUAUCUACGAAGACAACCCAAUAGUACUAUCAGUUGAAAACAGCCGCUUGGCCAUAACUCCGAUUUUGACCGAUUCACUCUAUGGCGAAGGGUUCGUAGUGCGCCCCGAAGGGUUCGACUUGGGAGAAAAGUGUACGGGAGUGCGAGCGUCAGCAGAAUGCUACCAAACAGCUCUUGGCUGGCGCAUUAUUCCGCCAGUGAUUUCAUCGCAACUGAAGACGAAAGGAAAGUUCUCCUUCAAGUAUGGCAAGAUCGAGGUCAGAGCCAAACUGCCCAAAGGCGACUGGCUGUAUCCGGAACUGUAUCUAAACUCCGAGUCUGAAGAGUACGGAUCGGGGUACGAAUCCGGCCAGAUCAGAAUCGCGUUUGCUGCAGGCAACGAGGGCGAAAACAGAAAACUGGAGGGCGGCGUUAUAUUGGGAUCAAUACCAGCAGCAAGGAAAUACGCCAUGAAAACCAUAGAGAAAACCCAGUCUUGGACGGACGAUUUCCACAACUUCUCUGCUCUGUGGAAACCAGACAGCAUCACCCUAAGUGUGGAUAACAUGGUCUAUGGAACGAUAUUUCCUCCCGAGGGAGGAUUUGCAAGUUUGGCAACUAACUUGCAUUUGAAGAACAGCGACAAAUGGAAAUCGGGCACCAAAAUCGCACCAUUCGACAAAGAGAUGCACAUAGUGGUGGGCGUUGGAGCCGGCGGCCACAAUUUUGACGACCGUUCGGAUGGGACGAAACCGUGGUUCAACAACCAACCAAUCAGCCAGAAGGAGUUCUACAAAGCGCGCAACCAGUGGCAAUCCUCCUGGAAAACCGAGGCUAAAUUACAAGUGGAGUAUGUUAAGGUGUGGGCCUUGGACUAAUGUACUAAAAGAUCAUUUGGACUGAAUAUAUACUUUUACAUUGAA
Molecule: messenger RNA, 1659 nt
Organism: Dendroctonus ponderosae (mountain pine beetle)
Lineage: Eukaryota; Metazoa; Arthropoda; Insecta; Coleoptera; Curculionidae
Gene: GNBP3
Product: beta-1,3-glucan-binding protein
Exons: 9
Coding region: 139-1614 (491 amino acids)
Biological process (GO): carbohydrate metabolic process
Molecular function (GO): carbohydrate binding; hydrolase activity, hydrolyzing O-glycosyl compounds
Source: RefSeq, a predicted model, not a curated record